Molecule: messenger RNA, 468 nt
Organism: Owenia fusiformis
Lineage: Eukaryota; Metazoa; Annelida; Polychaeta; Sabellida; Oweniidae
Source: the annotation of a GenBank genome assembly
GGAUACCAUAUCUACCUAAAGAUAUGCCUGUGUUAGCAACUGAUAUGCUACAGAUGGACGAAAGUGUGAUGGUGCGAUUGUUGAUAAAAUAUGGCAUUCUGAUGAAAGUUAUUUCAAAGAUAGGAAUGUCCCCUCCCAGUUUAGCUGAUCGACCCAGUAGUGCAUACAUCAUAUGGAGUGACCUCCCAUAUUCUAUUCAGCCUCAAAUACUUGAGCAGAUAUGGCCAAGCUCACAGUCAGAUGUCUUGGAGGUUAGCUAUCACUACAAGUUCCCAAUGAAAAUGCCUCUAGGAUUCUUACAACAUUUCAUUGAAAAGUGCCAAAAGCUGACUCCUAUAUUAGCACUAUGGCAGGAAGGACUGUUCUGUAGAUAUGGGGCUGUGGACAUUCUGUGCUCAACAAGAUCAGAAAAAGAUGGCGAUUUAUUAAGUCUGAGCACACGGCUGUAUAAUACAAGCUCAUCUGAGG